AUGGCGAUUGAAAACGUCCUCUUAAUAGGAAACUGGGAACUCUGUCUCACUAUCAUCAAUGCCCUUUUCCUCCCCACUGCGCAACCCGAAAACUUGCCCUAUCGAGUUACAGUCCUGACGUACCCCUCACAAACGCUCGAUCUACCGUCUCAAGUGCCUCAGUCCACGGUGCAGCACAAGAAGUCCGACUUCUCUUUCGAGUCUUUGCAGUCAGCCUUUGUUGGGCAAGACCUCGUUAUAAGUACCACGGCUGGAGGAGACUCGGACUUACAGAUACGCAUCAUAGAUGCUGCCGUAGCUGCAGGUGUAAGGCGGUUCAUUCCGCGCGAGUUCGGCCAUGACACCUUGAACAAGGCGAUACAAGCGCGGAUAUCGAAGUACGCCGGACAAGCGAAGGUCAUUGAUCACAUCAAGAAAGCCUCAAACGCACAACCAGGCUUCGAGUGGGUCGGCAUCGCAACUGGGUACACACUAGACACCAAUCUCAUUAGCGGCGACCUUGGUCUUGACAUGGAGUGGCACAGCGCCACGAUCCACGGCAUUGGAACUGAGCCCUUUGCCGCCUCUAGUCUGGAAAGAGUCGGACAAAUCGUAGCAAGCGUGAUUUCGCACUGGGAAGACGUCAAGAACCAGUAUAUCUAUGCCGCAGGCGUCGUCACGUCAGCUAUUGAGGUUUUACGGUCCGCCGAGAAGGCGACUAGCCAAGAGUGGACUGUGGGUAACUACGAUGUGGAAGAGUGUAUAACAGAGGGCCAAUUGAGGCUAAAGCGAGGCUAUCUGGCUUCUGGGAUGUUUUUACUCGAAAGGAGUGUGCUGUACGACGAGGAAAUGGAUGCAUCUGCGCCGUUCAGGUUGCACAACGCGAAUGAGGUUCUGCAGCUGCAACCGGAGUCAGUCAACACUAUUGUGGUCAUGGCCUAUCAUGACCUCACGCAUCGCGGCAAGCCGGGCUGUGGGUGUUCAUCGCGAUGCCGACCUGCAGAAGCCGAGAGAGUGGCCGCUCUACCUGUCUUUCGACUAUACUCCGACAUUGGAAGGUCUUGGCCCAUAUCGAAUGCCAGGUGA
Messenger RNA from Cucurbitaria berberidis CBS 394.84, 1065 nucleotides. RefSeq names its product isoflavone reductase family protein. NCBI's taxonomy places the organism in Eukaryota, Fungi, Ascomycota, Dothideomycetes, Pleosporales, Cucurbitariaceae. The transcript is spliced from 2 exons. The coding region runs from base 1 to 1065 and encodes 354 amino acids. The record is from RefSeq and is a predicted model, not a curated record.